Molecule: messenger RNA, 13822 nt
Organism: Protopterus annectens (West African lungfish)
Lineage: Eukaryota; Metazoa; Chordata; Ceratodontiformes; Protopteridae
Product: EF-hand domain-containing protein D2-like
Exons: 4
Coding region: 186-908 (240 amino acids)
Molecular function (GO): calcium ion binding
Source: RefSeq, a predicted model, not a curated record
AGCUAACAAGAGACCAAAGGUGUAGCGUGUGUACUGUGUAGGUGUUAUAUCUCGUAGUCCCGUUACGGGGGCAGCAGCAGCAGCCUUUCUCCUGGCAUCGUGUUUAACGGCUGUAGCAGGGCUCAUCCCUACUUGUUUGUACAUACUCACACACGUACAUACAGUCAUUUAGCAAGUCUUCAGCCAUGGCAAGUGACGAGCUUUCAUCUAAGCUCACACGCCGUCUCAAGAUCGAAGACGGGGAGGAGAAUCCAGUAGCCGGGCCGGAUUACCUCGGUGAGAGACCAGGGCCGGAGGGGGGCUCCAACGGUGAGCUGAAGCCAGAAAAUGCCAGUGCUGGUAACGAGCUUAGUGCCAAACUGCAGCGGCGUACGGAACUCAAUGAAGGCGUUGGUGACCACCAGCAGCCCAGUAUGAAGGUGUUCAAUCCUUACACAGAGUUCAAGGAGUUCUCCAGGAAACAGAUCAAGGACAUGGAGAAAAUGUUCAAGCAAUAUGAUGCAGGUAAAGAUGGAUUCAUUGACCUGAUGGAACUGAAGCUGAUGAUGGAGAAACUUCAGGCACCACAGACCCAUCUUGGCCUGAAAAAUAUGAUCAAAGAAGUGGACGAGGACUUUGAUGGAAAACUCUCUUUCAGGGAGUUUCUGUUAAUUUUUCGAAAGGCUGCAUCAGGUGAACUACAGGAGGACAGUGGCCUUCUUGCUUUGGCACGGCUUUCUGAGAUCGAUGUCACGACAGAGGGAGUUGGAGGAGCCAAAAAGUACUUUGAAGCUAAAGUACAUGCGAUCAAUGAAUCAAACCGCUUUGAAGCUGAAAUAAAGGCAGAACAGCAGGAGAAGAAGAAGCAAGCCGAAGAUAAGAAACAGAGACAGGCUGCCUUCAAGAAUCUUCAGUCAGCCUUCCAAUAAGUCAUCCUACUGAAAUAACAACACUGGACUCUACAGCAAAGAAGCAGAGCAGACGUUAUUAAUGAUAAAAAGUGUAAGAAUGUGAACUGUAUGUUGGCAGAGUUAAGUGGUCCAACUGAAAAAAUGUAUCAGGGUUGCAGGGACCCAUAUGAGAGCUUCCAGGUCUAGUCACUGGUCAAAUAUUUUUACCAAAAUGCACAAAAGUAUUUUUGCAUUCUUGAUUACAUAUAGUUAGGGAAUCCAGUAAUGUGUUCUAGACCUUGAACCCUGUGCACAAAAAAGUACAUAACUGUGUGGAACUUGAUGUGAAGGUACCCCUUCAAAACAAUCUCUUCCUUUGUAAUAUUUCCUGUAAAUUACUGCGUCACUAUUGCUAUUAUUAGUAGUUAGUACCCCUUCCCAUAGUAGAAUAUGGCAAGUUAUGCACGGAGUAGUCAAAUUCAGGAACAGCUGCAUCAUAACAUACCAAGCUGAAACUGUAAAAACUAAACUUCUCUAGGGCUUAUGAUGUGAGCAUCUUGUAUAUGGAGUAUGACUUGUAUUUCAGUUGUCUGAACAAAGUAAUUGUUCAUAAGAGGAAGAUGUUUGCCAGUAUUGUUUUCAUGUACAUAUAUCAAAAUGGCCAUCUUCAUAAUCUGAAUGAAUCUAACAUACAAGCCAUAUUCAUUUUUAAGAAUACAUUAUUUUUGUAUGCUGUCACUUUAAUUAGCUAGAUACAAUCUAUUUAAAAUAGGGGUGAAUGUGCUGUGCAGUGAAGUCAUGAGUUAAGUUACAAGUUUUCUCUGCCUUCAAUGAAUUAACCUUUUAAUAUAAAUCCCUAACGUGGAUAUAACUUGCAUACCAUUUUAAUGGUAUAUUUUUAAAUAAUUUAUAAGCACAGUUUAUUUUGAAUGUCUGGUCUAUACUUGGCAUUUACUGCACCAUUCAGCUUUCACAUGAUGGGAAAACUCUUGUUCAUCUGUUUAAACCAUUCCAUUACAAAAGUAAACAAAUAUGCAGGUAAGUUUAAAUGGGAACAUUUUUUCAUGCUGGUUCAUUGUUCAUUUCAUUGCCAUUUGUUAAAGGUGGCUGCUCUCUUAUUUACUAAAAAACUUACUUGCAUGUCAGAUGUGUGUGACUGGCACAGUUCUCCAUGAAGUCAUUGUCAGUAAGCUAGACCUUACUGUUUAACAAGUAUCUUUCUUAUGUAUGUUCUUACUCAAGGAUUGACACCCAACCUUGGUGUCAUCACUUAUGGCUUACUCAGUUUAUUUUGUUAGGUGUGAAAUGGUCAGAGUACUCUGCAGUACACAGUGUACAGCUAAGCACAUCUUUCAUCUUGCUGUUUUUUGUGCAGCCAGGUUACCUUUAAUUUUAUUCCUUUUAAUAAACAUUGCAGCAUAAAAUUAUACUAAUGUUCGAUUGACACUGUACUGUCACUGGAUUCUACCCAUUGCACCAGUUUUUAUUGUUUUCAUUACAAUUAGCUACACAUCCUGUAAUCUUUGCUAGAAUCAUCCCAGUGAUGAACGCAGGCUUCUGUUGUCUAAGAACCCGACUUGAGCAGUGGUCAACAGUGCUUUUUCUUGGAGAACAGUUUUUUAUGUUUACAUCAGUUUAAGGAACUGUACUGUAAUUAUCAACACUGUUGAAAAACGGAAAAUGACUGUUUUAUAACUGUAGACAGUCAUGGGAAUUUAAUUUCUGUUUUUGAAAUAAGCCAUUGAACUUAAAAACAGUUGCAUAUUUCUGUAAGAUCGCAUGUAAACAUCAUGUCCUUUUGUGUAGAAAGGACAUCAGUUCUCUGUGCAUUAUUUCAGGACAGCUGACAAAUUCUCCGUUACUUAUUGCAGUCAUAGGAUGUGUUUGUCAGAAUACAAAUUUCAGGUAAAUCGACAUUUGUUUUAUGCAGCAUGUGACUGGUUAGUAAUACGGUGACAGAUAUGACAUUCAAAUGACCUUGGUAGGUAAUUGUCAUAUAUAGGGUAGGACACGUCAUUAAUCAUUGGUGUAACUUGGGCCAAUUUUUAAAUUCUCUACUUUAGCAUCUCACAGGCUUCUUCUCACUAAUAUAUUGCUCCAAACAUUUUCUGCUGUAAAAUUGUGUUGCACAGAGAUGCUGUUUAUGCUUUAAAUAGUAUCACAUCAUAAAAACCGGGACGUGUUUAAUGGACUUUAUUAGCAUUACCGUUAUGUUUUCUUUCAAUUGUAUUGGUCCUGCAUCUUCCAGGACCAGAUGCACUUGAUCUUUCUACCUUUUCUUUUAAACCUCUAAGGUAAGUUGAGUAAUUCUUCCACAGAUAAACGGUGAUUUUUGGUUCUGUGCUGCUGUACUGCAAUUGUCAUUUAUAUGCUUUCUCUGUGUACAUGUUUUACUGUAAUAAGCAGGUAGAAUUUCCAAUAAUGGAAGAUCACUGAGACAAAUUGCGUUUAGUAGGAAAACCAGUCAGAGUGACAUAACUAGCUAACAGAGCAUGACUAUUUAGUCUAAUGAAGAGCAGCAGUGAAUUUCUGUGAACAGAGAUCGGUUACCUGAAAGUUCAUCGUAUCCCUACUUACAAAAGAAGGGCUUCUUUAAAAAAUCAUUUGUAGUUUUCAUCCUAUGACUGCAUGCUGUAGGUAGACAAAUGGCCUCUAUAUGGAAUUAGUAGUAGCUUAACCUAAAAAAGUAUUCAUUUUUUUUCUUCAAGGGUAAAGAGAAGCAUGGAUGUUCAGAUGUAUUUUAACACCUAUCUCCUCAUAAUUGAAGGGUUACUUUAGUUUCACUCUUCAUUGUAUAAUUGCCAUAUGUCCAACUUGUAUCGACACCCUGUACUUUAAAUCCAUUUGAUUUUGUAGAGUAUGGGCUGUUUAUCUAAUUUUGUUUUAAUUUGUCCUUCUAUUGAAAUGGCAGCCAUGUUCGCCCUGAAGCAGUUACAGAUGUGCUGUGAAUGCUGCCAAAAGACGAGUAAGACACCCCAGUCAAGGGGUAACUGGCACUUCAGCUGCAACCAGCUGAACCACAUUUUUACGUCACUCUCUCUCCUUUCCCUUGGAAAUGCAGCAGUCCUGAAGUUGUUUAUAGUAAGUAGGCUGGUACAGAAGUACAGCCUGCAUGCCUCCUACACACAUUAAAAGCCACCUGAUGAUUUAGUGUCAUAAUGCUGACUUUGUUUGGGAAGCCAUUUUGUGUUUUUGGCUUUUAUCUGUGUAUUCUAGAUCCUGCUGCAAUAGUCUUAUAUUUGUACACUGCAGCGCUGCUACUUUCUCAGAUUCUUGCUGUACAGGAAUACAGUAUUUAGAAUGUAACAGCAAACUGUGACUAAGAUGCAUAUUAGAACUGUGCUAGCAUAUUACUGAUCACAUUUUAGUUGUAUGAAUAAUUUAUAUUGACAUUUUUUCAACAGGCACUUCAUAUAUUCAUCUUGUCUUACACUCAGGCAGCUCAGUAACUGAACAGGAAAGACAAGGUCACAUUACACUACUGUAGUACGACAUGAAUGUCUUUUUGCCUAAAUGUUUGUUAUUUGAGAAAGCUUUCUGGCCAGACUGAAUUGAGGCCCACCUUGCCGGCAGCUUUUAUUUCUCUGAAAUAUUAAAUAUAUCCUGUAUUGUUUUUCUUUUAAAACUCCACACCCCUUGUUUUUGCCAGUUCUGGUGAUUUUCUGAGAGAAAUUUUGGCUUCAGAUUUUCUGUACACUGAAGUAGGUAAGAACACUGCUACUGAGAAGAGUGCAUCAGAAAAGUUGUAUCCAUCAUUGACUUGUUUGUUUUUAUUUCUGAUGCAAAUGGGGGAAGGGGUGCCUUUCCUAAAAUUAAAAAAAGACCAAAGAAGAUUGAUGAUAAACAGAUUGCUGUAGGCUGGAUGUCUGAAUGUAUUCAUGGCUGAAAAAACCAAAGGUAAAACAUAACGUCAACAUAAGUGCAAAGGAAAAAGCCUCCAUAAAUAUGUAGCCUUGCCAGUCUUUAUUAGAUACAUAGUAUAUACAAUAUGAAGACCACUGUUGAGGAUGGUCUGUAUGCAUUGUGGUUAGACUUGCAUCCAUGUGAUGACCUCAGUUUGGCAGCAGACCUGAAAACCAGAAAGGUGGCAAAGUAGGGAUAGACUCUGAAUUCAGGGUUACUGUCUUUACUUGAUGUCUUGACAUUCAGUGUCAAAACAACCACUUAUGGAAGUUGGUCCCAUACAGCAGUCAGUUUACAGAGGAAGCUAGACAUAAUUACACUGCCUGCCAAUACACCACACAUUUAGUGCCACCUGUUUGAUUAUUUUCAUAGGAGAGGGAGUUAAUCUUAAUGCCUUGAGUCAGAUGGCAUCUACCUUUACUGGUCAUCUAGUCACCUGAUAUCAGUGGUCAUGCUGAAGACUGACAGUGCUGCCAUAUCAGCAAAUAUCCGGAUAGAAGCCUUUAAAAUGAGAAGUCAAGGGACAAGUGGGUAUUCCUGCAAAAAGAAGACAAGUUAAAAAGAUAAAAUAACCCAAUGUCUCCUUCUGCUGUAGAGAAGUAAAAUGUGUACUUGUGGAUUCAUCUCGUCCGUAUAUAUAUAUAGCCACCCUCACCAUGAAAUUUGUGGAAAUAAAGAGCAUAUUUUUACCCAGCCCACUCUGUAUUUUCUAUAUUCCUAUUAGUUUAAAAUAGUCCAUUUGCAUUUAAAUCAUAGGCAACUAUAAUGAAGAACAGUAAUCUGGUAUUCCAGUGUGAUAAUAUUGAACUUGCAUGUUUGGUUUUCAACUAGUAAAAAAAAAAAUUCAUAGAAUCAUCCAUGUGCAUGAGUGCACGCAGGCACACAAUAGUCUUGUUCUCCUUUUGCAGAAGUAGGUUAAGGCUAUGGACAGAAGCUGGCAAGUAUGCCCUCAUUACACAAAUGAUGAGGCAUUCCUAUGAGUUAGAAGUAGGAUAAAACAUUAGUUGCUCUUAUAUGCCUUUAAAAAGUACCUGACUCUGCAGAGUAGUACAGAGUUGUUAACUUUUCUUGGCUAAUAGCAUAAGUGUCAUAAAGUUUACAUUUUCUUACUUUGAAACCUGAUUUUGCUGCGAAUGCUCUUAUUGGGCAGUACUUGCCUCGCUGAUAGGCUGAGGUUCUUUAUUACCAUACAUUCUUAGUCUGGGCCCUGUAUAUGUUGUGCCUGUGAGAAUGCGCAAGGAGCAUACAAGUCCAUUUUGAGCACGGGUAUCUGUACAUUUUGUCACUUUGAAAAAUUUGAAGCUGUGCUCUGUAUGAGGCCUUUUCCUGAACUAUUGAUGCACCAUUACUUGUAUUUUUUUCAUGUUUCUUCCUAAGUCAUCUUCAUUGUUCACGUCCAUUUUUAUGCAAGCCAACCCUUUAUUUUUUCUGUUCUGAUUCUUUGUUUGAUUGUAACAAGAUAUUUGUAGCAUACUUGACUGCAGGGAGAGUGGAUCAAUACCUUGCCUAUUUCCUCUGUAUUGAUGUUGUCCUGCUGAGUGAGAGAUGUUUCCUAACCUCAUUUUACUUUUCCAUAAGUACACAUAUGCAUUUUCUGUUUUCUUUUCUUUUCCAGAAACCCAAUUAAAAUAGUUUUAUAAAUGUAGUAAGACCUGUCACUGUAUGCUUUGUGAUUUUAAUGCACUUCCCCAAGGCAUUAAUGCAUUUUGUCACUGUUUUUUCUGUCCCCAAAACAAGUGCGUAUUGCAGAAUGUGUGUGCCUUACAAGACUCUUGCCUCCACAAUAGCAGUGAUUACUGCUUUGCUUCUCAGAUUCCAUGGGUGUGUGAAGAAAUACCUCCUGAAGCUUUCUUAUGGAAGUCCAAGUAGUUGUCCUUUCUAAUCAGCCUCACUUCUUGAAUUGAUUAUUCUUGCACACUGCCUGUCUUGAAUUUACUGUAUAGAAUGCUUUAAAUAAUUAUCUCCAUUCUAUUUAUUUUUGAAGCAUAACAUCAGGUUGCAUGAAAAACUGGUGAUUGAUGCAUACAUUAUUAGUGUGUAGUAAUCUUUACAUUUUAUUAAAAGAGUCCAAUACAAGUAGGAUAAAAUCAAGUAGUAACAGUAAAAGGACAUGCAUUGUUGUGGAUUAAAUGAACAUCAGGGUAACAGAAGCCAGCUGCUCACACACACACACACACACACACGCACACACACACACAAUGUGCCAUGUCUUCUACUUCCUCACUUGAGUGCCUUGUAACAGCUUAUGUCCUUCCCUUUUAAAUUUAGAACAUUGUAACGUUUACUUUUUGCUCUGUACUAUAACAGAAUGUGGUUUUGUGAUCAGAUUUCCUCUAGUCACAGCAACAUUUUGGAAAUCUGAAAUAAAAGCAUAGCCUUCUUCCAUUUUGGUUAUACUGUUCUCUCUCUCAAAGAAAAUUAAUCCGGGGUCGUAGGAAUCUGAAACCAGUGUCCCAUGUUAGAGCAAGAUGUUUGAUUAACCAUAUAACAUUCAGAAUCUAUCCAGUUUUUCAGAAUAAUUUAUUAUGGGAUAUUUGCCCAGCCUGGAUCUGUAACACGACAGUUAAGUAGUUCAAGCCUUCCUUGAGUAGAUGAGGUAGUCAUACUCAUCUUUGAUCAGAGAGAAUUCAGGAAACCCUUCUGAUCCCUACUUCCUUUUUCUAGUCCACAUCUUUAUUGUGACUAUACCCAGCUGUCUUGUCUAAGAGAUAUACUACUGGACAGGGGGCUGUUUUAACUGUGGAAGGCAUAUAUGACUGGCGUUAGAGGUGCUGCAUGGGUGGAGAUGUGUCUUGCAUGUACUGUCCCAGUGAUGUAUCUUUUAUGAAACAAGCCACAUUCAAACAUAUGUGCACUUGUACAAUACACAUAAACAUGUUUAUAUAUAUAUAUAUAUAUAUAUAUAUAUAUAUAUAUAUAUAUAUAAAUGUACAUAUGCAGAUCUAGCAUAAAACCAUAAACCAUUAUGUUUUUGCUAAGCUUGUACACCCACUGCAGAGUUACCUGUCCAGUUCCACUUCACCAUCAUUGGCCCGUGCAACUUCAAGCCUCAGCUUGAGCCCAUCUUCAACAGCAGGAGUAUAAAGUAAUGACCAUGCACUGUGCUAUGAAUCUGAAAGUCAAGAGGUUCUUUUUCAGGGAGUAGUACCAUUUCUGUAAUAUAUAUAAUGCAUAUUCUGGGCAUUAUCGUAUUAUGUCAUAUUAAUAAAACAGUAGAUGUAAUACAAUAUGUUUCUGGGAAAUAAAGCACUGUGGUAAUCUUUUUCAUUGUUGAAGUAUACUACUUUUUCCGCAUUAAAGAUUAGUAGCGCUUCUUGCUUCAAACAUCUUUAUGUAGAAUUAGAGACGGUGGAAGAUAGGACUAAUAGCAAAAAUUUUACAUUGAGCAAGCUUAAAGGCAAUUCAGUAAACUGUUGGUAUUCAUUUAAACAAAGUCCUACAAUACCAUCUGGUAUAGCAUUAAUUCAGUAAGUGCACUUUUUCAGAAUGGAUUUAUUUUUAAUGUCUUAGUUUCUCCUACUUUGCUCUGCAGCUGAAUUGAAAGCAUGUUUAACUGACUCAUCUUUUCCUACUACAUCAGUUGAAAAAAUGGCUGUCUUAGAUUUGAUGCUGUACCAGACUGAAACUCUGCAGCAUUUCUUGCAACAAGAGUAUUAAAUUAAUGAACAGUGCAUAUCUGUGACUUAAAUAAUCAAAGUAUCAACAUUCUUUGUAUCCCAAACUUGACAGUAAGAUAGGACAGUGUCACACAGAUUUUAUUUAUGCCACAAAUGAUUUUCACACUUUAGUGAACAGUAGAGUGAUGUGUCAUGGAGAAGUGAUAUUUUACCAAAUCAUUUUUUCAUUGCUGAGUAAUAGCAGUGUAGCUUACCUAACUUUCUGGUCUUCGUCUGCUUUACAAAGAAGUACAUGUUGUAAAACCACUAUUCAGAAUAUGUUUUUGCUUUCAGUCUGACUGUAACCUGACAAAAGUUAACAAAGUCCAAUUUCUUUAGCUGACAUCUUUUAGACUUUGACCAUAUGUUGAUAUGGCACACUUAUUACAUUCAUUUCUUUUCUGUGGUACGAGCCAAGAAUUUGCACAGAAGGCAUGUUUGUCUGGUAUAUGUGUGGACUCAGUUUUAUGGCCUACUCUGCUUAAGGGAAUUACUUUGUCUUCUGGGGGAGUACUACCCUGUCCACCUGAGGUACUGGAAUCAGUAUUCUCCAUUCAGUGAUAGUGAUCUUAAGCAAAUGCCUUUUCUUCCAUGUUGUAUUCUGUUUCAUAGGUGAAGCAAGUCUCAGGGUAAAAUUAGAACAUUGUAUUCACAGGCAGAUUGAAUUACUGUGACUUAGGUUCUGCAGUGGCUGUACAGAAACCAAUGUUACUGCAUAUAUCGAAGCUAUGCUGAUGCCAAAUGAGGGCGAGAGACGGGCACACAACUUUGAUGGUAGUACUGAAGGCACUCGGGGAAGAGAUGGAGACCUUAAUUGGAAUCUUGCAAUGCCUGUGAUUAUUGCAAACCUUAUUUAUAGUUAUUAACAUUCUUAUUCAAAACAAAUCUUUAGGUCAGACAUCUGUUAACAAGAUUCAUAAGGUACUUUUUUUGUACUUCCAUGAAACUAUAGACUUUUUCAUUUACAGUUGUAUGUUACUUGUUAAAAUGCUAGCCUAUGGACACAAGUUAAUCUCUGUGUUUUUAAUACAUUUUCAAAAACUAAAUUAGCGUGUUUAUUCACAAGUUUUUACUCAGAAUCAUUGCAGAUUAUGACAAUACCUGGUAACAUCCCCAGUCUUAGUUCUGGCAAAUCUGCUAGACUUUAAAUUGCUGAAACCCUGUGUAAACUAUGAAUUGAAAGACAUUUUAAGAAUUUCUAAAUAACUCUCCAAAUUAAAAAAAUUCCUGCUGUGCAGUAGUGUGGUAUUCCCCCACGUCAAGGAAACCAGCUUCACAGCUCAUUUUUUGAGGUCUAUAUUUUGUAAGAUAAUUGUCAAAUGUGUAGUACUGUGAAAUGAGUAGCUUCAUGUUAUGGUGUUUUAUAGACCAGAAUUUUGGUGUAGCUUGACAACAUCAAAGUACAGUUCUGUGCUCAACAUAGUAAUUCCAUUAUUAAAAGAGUACAAAAUAGUGCAUUAUCAUGUUCGUUCUACAAUGACAGCUCAUUACUAUUCAGUAACCUGCAGAAUGGAGUUCGUUAACCAUAUUGAAAGUAUCACUGCAGCUACUGCCUACCGAAUUGAUAGCGGUCACAGCUGUUUUCUCUUUUGUAAAAGUCAAUGAAAAAGUAAACAAAAAAAGUUAUUACAAACUUAAAGAAAGCAUUUAUUCUGUAAGUAUGACUACUGGCACGUACAUCCAGCCAGAAAAGCACUGUGCAGGCAUACUACACUUGGUGGGCAAGGUCUAGGGGGCGCAUUUUGGUGCGACUCAUAGGUUGGGAUGACAGGAGUAUCCAUGCAAACAUCUCCAUGCAUACCAACUUCUGAUUCUCUUGAAGAAAAAACUGUACUGUACAAACAUCAGCAUGUACAUACUUAUUGCAUGAGCAGAACAUGCUUCAGGAUCCCUUACAUGGGAGAAGCCAUGAAGGACCGUUUAUGCAAUGACAUUAUUUAGAACAAUUAAAGAAAUUAUUUUCGUAAGUAAUGUCAUUGUAUAAAACCAAUAAUGUGUUCAACUGCUGCCAUUGCGGGAUUUACCCCUAGCUGGCUUUGUUUUAUCACAAUAGCAUACCACACUAUCCCUGAAUAAAUUCUGCAUUAGCCUCCGUCAAACAUGAGGCAUUGCUGUAUACGAGUCAGUAGAGUAAACCUUUAUUUAAAUUUGACUGCAGAUUUCUCCUUAGGCACAGUGCCGACUUACAACUCUUUUAAGAAUUGUAUUAAAAGUCUGGCAGCUACUUUUACAUUUGUAAUGGGGUUUUUAAAAUUGCUGGUUAAUGUGCUGUUCUUUCAGUUGCAUACAUACAUAUAGUGCUUCACUCCCUCUGUACAACAGUGCUUUAAAACACAGUUGCCACAUUGCUCACUGCAUUUCUUUUCGGUGUAAGAUUGGAAAGUUUGUUAAAUAUGAAAUGUAGAAUAAUGUGAUCAUAUUUGUCUGAAGAGGGUAAAGGUGCAGAUUUUAGAUUUUUCAUGACCAGUUUUGCUUUUAGGAUUUUCAAGGUUUACUAUACAAAGAAAUAACUGAGACUAAACCAGAUUUGCUGGGUAUUAAGUGGAGUACAUCCUUGUCUAAUAUUACUGCACACUGUCCUAACUUACUGUCAAUACUCCCCUUCAUCCAUGACUAAACUGAUUCUUCAGUGUUCAUCCAUUGGUUAAUUUUAUCUUUAAGAACAUGGAGACACUUUUUGGCAUAGCUGUGUAAAUGGUGAAGGUUGACUGGUGUGAUUUGUGUUUGUAGGCGGUAUGUAUAUGUGUUACUAGAUAAGGAGGCAAAGGAUUCUGCAAUUUUGUGACAGUGUUUUCUUACUGUAUUGUCUGACACUUGUGAAGUAAAGUUCUUGCAUUUGAUUAAUUAUUGUUUGGGGAGAGGGGGGUACAAUUUGUUUGCAUUCUAGUGUUUAGUUUAAUUUGGGAAUAGCAUUCAACAAAUUAAAAGUUCAUGCCUUGUUAAGUCAUGUAUCCUUGUAAACAUCUGAAAUGUAUUUCCAAUCCUUUAACAAUGGAUUGUAAUUACAAGACUUAACAAGGUUGAUUAAACAAGCUGAGAAAGUGUUCACUUGCAUUUAAAGACAAGCUGAUGAAUGCAUAUUAAUCCUGUGAUAUCUACAGAAUCCGUUUUAAAAGCAUGUAUCUUACAGGCAAGAGUGUAGAAGUGCUCAUUAAUCAGCACUUUUCUUAUAGCCUGUGCACUGGUCAGGUGAAUCACAUGGCAAGUAUCUGUGUGUGGUCAUUUGGUACUUGAAUGAAUCCUGACAUGAAAUGUAAGUGUAUGAGGAGUCUUAACAGGAAAAACACCUCCAGAGCCCAUCAGAAUAUGAGGAAGAAGAUAAAAUAAACCACUGACUGGAUAUACCCUCCAUUUUCUUUCACGAUUAGUUCUUUGCAGAAACUGUUCAAAGGAUUGUAUAUUUCAUGUCAUGCUUGUUGUCUCGGAGUACUGGCCGCAGGUCUUUACCAGUAACAGGCUUAUUUUAAGUAAAUUGUUUUCUAACUGAUAUGGUUGUAGGACUGAAGCAAUGAGAUGUUAUUGGUGUUUGUGACUUUUAAUGUAGUAUUUUUCAGCUUGCAAGACAGACCAUAUGCAUGCUAGAGGUUUACCCUUUGUGUAAAUUUAGCUGUACUCUGUGUUGGCCAACUGUAAGUUAGUCACAAGACUCUUGGUCUCCUUUAAACAGGCUGCUCCCUGACCUAACACUUUAGCAUUUCCUGUUGUCUACAUUCCUGUUUAUCACAACAUUCCAUAUAAAAAUAAAGUAACAAGAAUUGUUAACUGGAAUGGCUUAUUCAGUUCUGGUCAUCAAGACAGAAAAUGAUUUGUAGCUGUUUUUAGUGUGUUAUGUUUGAGGGUGAGACUGCAACAUCACAAUUGCAGAAACCUAACUGAAAAUAGUGCUAAAGUUAUCGAUAGUGGAAUAUAAUUUAUUUUUUUUUGUUUUGUUUUUGUUUUUUUCAGUUUUUAUGUAAUGUCCUAAAUUAGAUUUGAUUUGCUUGCCAUAUAGUCCUUUUGUAAAAUCACAGUUCAGUUUUGUGGGACUGAAUAUAUUAUUACUAAGCAACUUUAACAACGUCAGAUGGCUAAGUUUGUUUAGUCUAUGACCCAUUACACCUUGCAGUCAUCCCACCAUCUGUACAUGUCAUCUGUAAAGGAAUAUGGUCCUGUAUUCAAAAUUGAAUGAUUGUACUUUGUUGUUUUAAUCAAAUUAUGUACAUAUAUUUUCUCUUUACUUUAACAUGCAAGAUCUAAACUGAAACAUAAAAAAGAUGUAUUUAUGUUGUCACUGCAGAUAGAUACCCCCAUUUUGUAUGCAAGAUGUUGAUGUAUCAGUAUUGAUAUUAUGUAUCUGUGUGAUUAAAUGUGACAUAAUGUCUGUAUCCUGCUUUGAAGUGAAAACACAGAGAAGCAGUGGCAUUGGGGGCCGUCCUUUAAAAAUUAUGUCUAUACCAGUGUGUAUAUUUGCUUAUGAAAUAUGUGUACUUAAACCUUGGAAGUGUCUUGUUAGUAGUCUAGUAGGGCUUCACAUCAAGAAUAAAUCAGGGAUAUUGUAAGGAAGAUGUAAGAGUUCUAAGUAUAUUGCGGACAUAAACUGGUCUUGCCAUUCAGAAUGCAUGAUACUGUUUGCCCCAUUGUGUCUGUGUCGAUGGUGCCAUGAGUGCAGUGUAGCACUGCAAAACAUUUUGCAGUUCUGCACUGUAUUAACGUUCUUGAAAUAUGAUUGGACAAUGAUAGUUAACUGUUCGUGCUUGCAUUCUUGUGAUAAAGGCUGCUGUGGCACCAUCUGACACUUGUUGCAAUUUGGGUAGAAGGGAAAUAGUGAUUCCAGAAAUGUGGCAGAAACCAACACUGUCAUUGCUUUCAGACUAAAUCUCUGUUUUAAGGGUGACUGUGUCUGAUUUCUGAAACCAAGUGAUACCAAAUAAGGGGAAUUUGCUGCUACAAUUAUGCAAAUUACAUUAAAAACAAUAGUAACCUGCAGACCUCAUUAGAGAGACUUGUUUUUGUUUUAUAUUUGACUAGCCACCUGCUUGGGCUAGUUUGCAUCCUAACAAGCCACAAAAGGUGGUUAAGUAGAUGUUUGUCUUUAGCUUUUGGUGGCAAACAAGAAGGCAGCUUUUAGUAACACUGCCACCUACUGAUUUAUUACAGGCUUUCUAUUCUGCCUGUUUCUGAGCUGUCAGGUCUGGACUGUGUUAGUUCCAAUUUAGGUGUACAUUCUGUGUAUUAUUUCCAGUGUUUAACUUUCAUUCAUUUUUGUGCAAAUGAUUUAUUUUAUACAAUGGAAAAAAGUUGCAAGCUUCUUAUUUUACAUGCUACUUGAUAUUACAAUCAUGAAAAAUAUUUUUUGAUUUUUCCUACAGAGAAAAUGUAUUCUGCUUAUGUGCAAUAAAUGAAAACAUAUUUACA